AAUAUGGCACCAUAUAUAUUCAGCCGUGGGCGAAAUCCGCCAGCACAUGCUACUGCCCUGUGGCUUCUGCUCUCCCUUUUGCUUUCGCUGCUUCUGUGCUAACCACCCACCCCUAUCCUAUCACUCUCGGUCCUUUGAGUUCUAUUCUCUUUGCUCGCUCCUUCUUCCCCUGCUUCUUCUCCCCUCCUGCUGGAGGCGGAUUGAAGUCCAGACAUGUUGCUCUCCCGCACAAAACUCCUGCUUGUGCUGUGCACCCUCCUUAUCCUCUCGCAACGAUGGUGGCUACCACUGCUGGGCAUGUUCAUCAACCUCGCCGCCCUCCCAAGUCGCUGGCAUAGUAGCGCUGCUCUCUCUUAUAUUUCCCAGGACCAGGAUAACUUCGACCUGACAUUCGCCGCCUACGACGUGAACCAGUCGUCCGCCGGACCCCAGUAUCAAGAUGUCGUCCCUCCAAUUCUACACCAUAUCAGCCUCGGCCCAAACCCUCCGCGUGAAGAGUGGGUGGCCGCUCGAGCUGAGUGCAUCAAAUAUCACUCCGACUGGGAGGCAAUUAUUUGGAACGACGAGAACUCUAGCAAGUUUGUCGCCGAGGAGUUCCCUCACUUGAAGACCAUGUGGGAUAGCUAUCGUUUUCCUGUCGAAAGGGUCGAUGCGCUGCGAUAUAUGGUGCUUCAAAAGUACGGCGGCGUCGUCCUGGAUUUCGACCUCGCAUGUAAACGGAGCUUAGGACCCCUGAGACGAUUCGACUUCGUCGGUCCCGCUGCCCAUCCAACUGGCUUCUCGAUUGGCUUCAUGAUGGCCAGUCCAGGCAACUCGUUUAUUCGCUCCCUAGUUGAUCACCUUGCUGCAUACGACCGCGCUUGGUUCUUCCUUCCUUAUGUUACAGUCAUGUUCAGCACAGGCUGUCACUACGCAUCAACGAUCUUCACUCUUCAAAACACCCGUGCUCCAUUCCGCAUCCUCGGCGGCACAGCGCAAGCUCCGCGCUUGCAUAUGCUAAACGGCUACGUCGAUACACCACUCUUCCGCCAUCUUGGCUCAUCCUCUUGGCACAGUUCCGACGCCUUUCUGAUCAACUGGCUCGGCCAUCCGCGUAAGGGGCCUAUCAUUGUUCUCAUAGUUGUCAUCUCCUUUGUCGCUGGGUCACUGCUGGCAGUAUGCCUAGCCUGCCGCCACCGAAAGAAUUGCCCUCCCUGCCGAAAAGGGAAACGGAUGAGCGAGCUCGAGGAAGACACCGAACUCAUGAUUAAGGAAGCAUAGACGUGAUUUUUUUUAUUCCAUCGUUCCCGCAUUGGAUCUGCAGCGACUACUAUUUUCUGAUUUUCUGAAUUUGGCAUGCAACGAUUCUAAGGGCUUGUAUAUUUUCCUAAUUUUACCUCCAGCGAUUCAUACUCAGCGGCUCUUUCAACCUGAGAACGGACUGUAUACCCUAUAAUAUUUUCUUUGCUCUGUUCGCUUCUUGUGUGUGUUAUUUUAGCUUUCUCAGUUGAAGCCAUUGCUAUGCCGUGGCGUAUGGGUUACUUGACUCGGGCAAAAGUCAUAUACACACUAGUUUGGGAUAGUUUGCUUGAACAACAAUGAUGAAUAAUUGAACCAAUU
This is a messenger RNA of Talaromyces proteolyticus, 1599 nucleotides long. Its product is annotated as putative glycosyl transferase. Bases 214 to 1260 code for a protein of 348 amino acids. The transcript is spliced from 3 exons. Lineage: Eukaryota; Fungi; Ascomycota; Eurotiomycetes; Eurotiales; Trichocomaceae. The record is from RefSeq and is a predicted model, not a curated record. Gene Ontology annotation, molecular function: mannosyltransferase activity. Gene Ontology annotation, biological process: mannosyl-inositol phosphorylceramide biosynthetic process.